ACUUUGAAACGGUAAAUGAAAUCUUAAGAUCAAAUAAGAAUGGAAUACAUUCAUUAGGAAUAUGUUCAAAUCAUUUCAAUUAUGAUAAUAAACAAUUACAUAGUUGCCAAAAAAGUGAAGUUAGUAUUGACAAUGCACUAAUUUCUCGAAAAAAAUGUUUAUUUUGUGGAUUUGACAAAUAUAUAUUUAGUCGAGGUUAUUGUUCAGAGCACUCAUGGAAAUUAUGUGAUCGAAAUAUACGAAUAGCAUGUAAUGGAUUAAAAGUUUGCCCUGUGUUUCAAAGUAAUGAUUAUGUUAAGCAGUCUACUGGUAUUAGGCGGACACGAUAUAUUUGUGUAUCAUGUUUUAUGUCUGAGGGUGGACAUUUAUAUGAACAAAGAGGACGAGGUGCUGUUCUCCCCUUUGAUUGUACAGAUCAACAUUGUGAUGACUCUACAAAGUCUCUCCAAUUUCUAACCAAGUGGAUAAAUGACAUAUCUGAAUCUGCUGAAAAAAAUACUCGAUGUCUUCUUCUUGAUGAAAUUUUUAGGGGUAUCAUGGCUUUUUUUGAGAAAUCAAAAUUAGCCAAAUUAAAUGAAGAAAAUAUUAGCGAUGAGGAGUUAGAAGAUGACACAAUUAGAAAUAAUGAAAAUAAUAUAAAUCAAAAAAAGAAAUCAAAUCCGUUAAGUUUUUUAGGAAUAAAAAUUGCAUUUAGAUUGAAGAAAGUAAAUAUUAAAAAAUUUUCUACUAGUGAAGCAUUCUGUGAUACAAUAAAAAAAUACCCAAUACAAAUGGGUGAAGCUUUAGCAAACUUGUUUUGGCGCUCUAGACCAGAAGUUCGUACCAAUAAAGUGAAAUUAGAAACACCUAGUUCUUUAAAGGAGUAUCAGGAUGGAUUUCCAUCAGUGUUUUUAAUCGUAAUGAGAAAACAAAAAGAAAGAGGAGUUUUGGAAAAAGACUAUGAUGAUGCACGUGCCAAAAAAAUUGCCCUGUUUUUCAAAGCCCCGCCUGCAUAUAUCACUGUAUUCAAUAUUAUGUGCGCUGGUGUGGUGGCACAUACCAAUCGAUAUGAGAAACAUUUGGAAAAGCAGCGGCGUAAACAAGCUAAUAUAGUUGAGAAAUUAUGGGUAGGAGAAGACGUAUGGAAUAUUUCUCAUCUAACACUUCGAAUGGUAUGGCAAUAUCGAUUUCCACAAGCUAUAUCAAGCCUAAUAAAAUCAAACAAUGCUGAAGUAUUAUCUUUUCAAAUCGGACGAUCAACAUUUAUUGACCAGCAAAUACAAAAUCUUGAAAAAAUAUUUCACUUAUUCGUUGAAGAUAAAUG
This is a messenger RNA of Dentiscutata erythropus, 1303 nucleotides long. The record is from the annotation of a GenBank genome assembly. Lineage: Eukaryota; Fungi; Glomeromycota; Glomeromycetes; Diversisporales; Gigasporaceae.